Uranotaenia lowii is the source of this 4270-nucleotide messenger RNA. RefSeq lists its product as uncharacterized. Bases 1390 to 2949 code for a protein of 519 amino acids. Lineage: Eukaryota; Metazoa; Arthropoda; Insecta; Diptera; Culicidae. The transcript is spliced from 6 exons. The record is from RefSeq and is a predicted model, not a curated record. Gene Ontology annotation, molecular function: protein binding.
ACGUGGUCGCGUUCGGUUCUCUAAUCGUGUUUUUCCUCGUCUUCACCGUCGUUCGGAACGACAGAAUUUCGAGGAGAUUACUCUCGCGUGAAGUCGUUAAGGUGUGUUAGAUACCAUCUUCCGAAGCCGGCGUUUUGUUUUUGAAGCAAUCUCUGCAGAUUUCUUCAACACAACUGACUGUUUGCUGAAAUAUAUCAUCACAACCUGCCACUGCAACGAUGAAUCAACCUGUAAUCUAGGACGGCCAACCAAAAGUCACUCAAAAAUUGCCAUCAUAAAACACCGUAACCACUAGAGUGCAGCCAGCGAGUGAAUGUGUUUUUCUUCAGAAAGGGAACAAGAAAAUUUUGAAGUGAAAAAAAAAAUCAAUAAGCCACUACUGGAGAGGAAAAGGAAAGAAAAAAUGUAUAAUUUUCCAGUGAUUAGAUAAAGAAAUACCUCAACCUCAGUAACGACAAUAAAAUGUCCGAAAAAACAAGCAAGCAAGCAAGCAAAAGUGAUUCAACUAGCUCAACUCGAGAGUGAGUGAGCGUUUUUGGAAAAAAUCGGUUCAAGUGAUAUUUUUGGUUAUUUUUGUGUGGAGGGACAAAAGCAAUAAAACUUUUUUUUGGUGAAAAUUGAUUCCAGGAAAAACCGAACGUCAUUAAUCACUGUGGGAGGGGGUACUCGAAAAAAAAACGGAAACAACAAACCAAGUCUGUUUCCAAUGGUCUAAGAAUCAAUAGCUGAGCGGAACUGGAAAAGGUCGCUCGCUGAGGGAGAAUUAGCAUACCUUACCUAGCCGGGAUCGGAAGAGCUUUGACUUCUGAUGUAAAUUUGUCGUGUCCUGAAAAAAAAUUUCUGACGAAGUCUAGGAUCGUCAGACAGUUUCAGUGAAUUACAGUUAUAGUACCCAAUAGAGGGAAAAAACAGUGAAUUCUAAAGACGUAGACGACAGACGUCAAAGUAGAGUGAAGUCAAGUGAAGUGAAGUACUCUCGCUCACACGAUUUGAUUUACCGGCUUCGAGCUAGAUGUGCGUGUAAUGUGCAUUUUGAACGAAAUACAACGAAGACGAAAAAAAAAAUAUCGGUAACACCAGGAGAAGCGAGUAGCCUGACUGAGGAGGUGAUGUUGGCCUAUCGUCGCGUGCUGUCGCUAGGAAUGUCUCAGUGGUGAGCAAGAAGUGCAACCGAGCAGAAGCACACCUCGACGGAGAGAGUCGUGUUCCGAAUUCGUCGUCCAGUGUGUGCGGGGAUUAAUCGGGGGAUUUUUUGGGUGCAGACCACCACAGAUCACUGAUAAGGCGAGUGAUAACGACGUUGGAGAGUGAACUUCGGAAGAGUACUUUCGAGGAGUCGAUAGUCGAAGAAAUCAGCUGGAUAACAAAUAAACAAACAACCUAAGCAAGAUGAAACCCAGUUUGACGCACGGAUUUCUGGUGCUGCUAGCGUUGAGUAUAUGUCUGAAGGCGGCGAAAGUUCGGGGGGCAUCAUCUAGCCAUUCCGACGACGACGACCGCUAUCAUUACGAGGCCGAAGAUGGGGAGGACCAGUACGACGACGAGUAUGACGACACCUAUGACGAGGAUCCGGCGGCGGCAGUCGGCGGAAGUGGUCCUCCGAAUUCUGCCGGCCAUGACAGUGACAAAUGGCGGCACGGUAGUAGCAGUUCUACGACUUCAAGUACUACGACGACCACCCGGGCACCCCCUCCCUGGGUCAAAACGACGGAAGCUCCCCCAUUGUGGAGUGAUGAGGACGACGUUCGAGAAUUUUACUCCUGUCCAGAACCGUGUUUCUGUGAAGACGGAACCAAAUUCGUGAAUUGUAGCCACCGGUCCCUAACCGAAAUUCCGGAAAACCUUCCGAGGAAUGUUAUCCGACUAGACCUAUCGAGCAACAACAUCAAACAUGUUCCGGUGGAAGCGUUCCAGAAUUGCACCGACAUCCGGGAGAUUCGACUCGAUCACAAUGUAGUCGAGGACCUGGACAAGGAAGUGUUCCUAAAAUUGGACCGCCUCGACGUCCUAACCUUGGCCGAGAAUCAACUGUCCCAUUUGGCGGUUGAUAGCUUUGCGGCGGCACCAUCCCUAAGGAGGAUUGUUUUGAGUGAGAAUCCGUUGGUGCUGCCGGAUGAGGGACCCUUCUUAGAGCAGGAAGAGCUGGAGGAACUGGAACUGGCCCGAUGUAAUUUGACCGAGCUGAGCCAUCAAACGUUUCUGGGACUGACCAACCUGAAGUGGCUGGAUUUGGCUGGGAAUGAGUUCGAUGAGGACCUCAGCACCGAAGUCUUCGAGCCACUCGCAAAUCUUCAACGGCUACACCUUCCUCCACUAUCCGAGGACACCGUCCGGGACCUCUGCGACGUGGUAAAAUCCAUCGACGUGGUGGACAUCACCACCCACAACAUCAGCUGUUUCUACUUGGCCUCGGAAACGUCCUACGAAGAGAGCAUCAUCACCCAGAGACCGAUUACUCCGGAGCCACCACCGAAGGUGGAAGAGCCAGAAAAAGAGCGACUUAAGCCGACUAAGCAGCAGGUGAACAAGGGCCAACUUCGAGAGGAACAAGAAGCUGGUGGAAGCACCGAGGCUCCUCCGAGGAUUUCGACGAAGAAUUCCCUAAAAAUUGGAAGCAGCUCGAGUACUACCACCAGUAGUCCGAUCGUGAGUGGUCCAUCUUCUGCUUCGAUAACUCAUUCCUCGGAUGAUAACUCCAAAGACGAAGUGCGGAAGGAAGUUCAGCCAGGAUCGGUGGCUAAUGGAGAUGAGUCCUUUUUGGCUUCGCUAAGCUCCGAAACCAUGAAGCAACUGCUGAUGGGAAUCAUCGGAGCCGGAGUUCUGAUCCUGUUAAUUGGGAUCAUCUGCCGGAGGACCGGACUCAAGAAUCGAUUUUGCGGAUCUAAACGAAGGCCAGCCUCAACGGAUCAAGUUCGCCCGGCUGAGGAGGUUCCUCUCAACAAAGUAUGAGAAUUAUAACAUUCAACAACAGAGCUCCCCAAGGUUAAUGAGCAAAAAGACGACGACAUGUGUUUUUGUGAUAUUUUACUUAAAAAGUAUUAAAUUACGACGGCUUUUGGGUUCUACCGCUUUCUGGCGCGCAAUCACUUCAGAGUGUAGGUCUUCUUUUUCAAAAGGGGGGAAACUUUAAAGGGAGCAGCUGAAAAUGUUGAUAAACUAAACCAAAAAUUUAGAAAAAAAACCACAAGACUCAAAGCAUCGUAAGGGAAAAACCACUGCCAUAAAAACAUUUUAGACGGCAGAAGAACAGCACCCAUUUGGGGUAAUUUUCUGUAAGUGAUUUGCAGAGCAAAUACUUGGAAGUUGAAACCAAACAUGGUGGGGAAAAGAACAAAAACAAAUACACACACACGCGUGCGUUUUUAGUCGAAUUUCAAACAAAUCGAUUGCGGCAACUCGGCAAUGGCGUAAUUCUCCCGGAAUUAUUCGCAAUAAUCAGCCCGAAGCUUGUUUUCAUUUGUUUGUAUACAGUUUGAAGAAAUAUUUCAAAUUCAUACCAACAAACACACCACAUUCAUUGUAUGAAUGAAUGAAUGAGAGAGUGAGGUUAUGUUAUGUUUGGGUUCGGUUGAAAAAGAGAGGCAACAAAUGGUAAAGCGAAGUGACGCUGUGCGCAAUUCGAGACAAUGUAAAUAUAGUUAAGUCGAGUUUGAAUGAAGAACGUCACCAAAAGGUGUGAAUCAUAAUCACCUGAGUAGUAGGAUGAAUGACGUUUGAGCUGAGAGAGAGAUUGAGAGGUUUCGCAAAAAAAAAAAAACGUGACCAUGAAACAAAUUUGUAACACUUAAGUAGCAAAGCGAUUAGCCUAGUGGUAGAUCUUAAAACUAUAUAUAAUAUCUAGAUGACUCCACGAUUCGAUGAAGAUGAAAAAAAAUCGUGGAACAUUCCCUUCGUGAAAGCAAGCAAUCUAAUCCAAAUGAGUUUUUAUCCUUGAUAAGUAGAAUUUUGUGAAAAGUUAGGUAACUAAGCUAAAUAAGUGAAUCAAACUGUUGGAAAAUUUUUGGCGGGGAAAAUUAAACCUAACCUUAAACCCUAAUAGAACUGCGACAGCUAAAGAGUACCAAUAGCAAUUAUAGUAGAAACACCGAAAAGCAAUAUUCAUCAUCUUUGAAUAGGGAUUUUUUUCCUUUUUCGUAAGCUAAACAAACCUUCAUCGUAUUUAUUGUAAAAUAAAAGUUAGAGGAAAAUAUCACCCAAUUUGUAUACGUGGAAAUGUAGAGCAGCUUCAAAUGAAAAUAAAUAAAAUAAUCAACUCUAGAACAAUUCGAAA